AAGGAGGGAAAGCCUCAAAAGGGAAUUGCAGAAGAAGUUGGAUGUUCCCAAAGUGCUAGAGUAUGGAGGAAGAAUGGAGAGGCCCAAGGACCCCGAGUAUGGUGGAAGAAGCAGAGAGGCCCAAGGACCCCGAGUAUGGAGGAAGAAUGGAGAGGCCCAAGGACCCCAGUAUGGAGGAAGAAUGGAGAGGCCCAAGGACCCCACGUAUGGAGGAAGAAUGGAGAGGCCCAAGGAGUCAGAGUAUCAAGAAUGGAGAGGCCCAAGGACCCCAGUAUGGAGGAAGAAUGGAGGGCCCAAGGACCCCACGUAUGGAGGAAGAAUGGAGAGCCCAAGGACCCCAGUAUGGAGGAAGAAUGGAGAGGCCCAAGGACCCCGAGUAUGGAGGAAGAAUG
Molecule: messenger RNA, 392 nt
Organism: Staurois parvus
Lineage: Eukaryota; Metazoa; Chordata; Amphibia; Anura; Ranidae
Source: the annotation of a GenBank genome assembly